AUGGCUGAGGAAGCGCACAGGGUUACGUUGAAUGUGUAUGACCUAAGCCAAGGCUUAGCACGCCAGCUCUCGGCAUCACUUUUGGGAAAGGUUAUCGAAGGUGUAUGGCAUACGGGAGUGGUUGUGUAUGGGAACGAAUACUUUUUCGGGGGAGGAAUACAGCAUUUGCCAGCUGGAACAACUCCGUAUGGAGCACCAUUGCGAAUCAUAGAGCUGGGUGAGUCACAUGUUCCUCAAGACGUGUUCGAGAUGUACUUGCAGGAGAUCAGUCCUCGUUACACAGCUGAGUCCUACAAUUUGCUUACUCACAACUGCAACAACUUCAGCAACGAGGUCGCUCAGUUCUUGGUUGGUAAAGGAAUCCCAGAUUACAUUCUCCAGCUUCCUAAUGAGGUUAUGAACAGCCCCAUGGGUGGUCUCUUAAUGCCUAUGAUACAAAACCUUGAAACGACUCUAAGAGCCGGCGCUGUUCCUCAUGCUCCACAGUUUAGGCCACAACAGCAGCCACAACCUUUUGGAGCUUUCAGCAGAGACGAAGGUCCAAAACCAUCUGAGAAAGCUUCUAAGCCUGAGGAUUCCAAAGCCUCAGCUUCAACUACGAAGGUUGCACCUGUUGCUCAACCUUCAGCUAGUAAAGAGAAGGUGAAGGAGGAUCCGUUGGGUGAUGCUAGGACCAAGAUUCAGGAAGAGAUUACUCGGGAGUUUACGGCUCUCAUGGCACAAGGCACACUACGAGCAAGCGAAGCAGCUGCUAUGGCGACUAAAAGAGUUAUGCAAAAGUAUGGUCAUCUCAAUGUAGCCGCUUAG
Molecule: messenger RNA, 807 nt
Organism: Microthlaspi erraticum
Lineage: Eukaryota; Viridiplantae; Streptophyta; Magnoliopsida; Brassicales; Brassicaceae
Source: the annotation of a GenBank genome assembly